CCUAAACUGCAAUUUGAAAUCCACCUGUUUCUUCUUUAUAUGACUUUGCGCAUCAAAAUUUUCCACCGCAGACACACACAAACACCAUAGCAUAUUAUCAUCUUCUUGGAUUUUGCUUAAUCGACUUAAGAGGCCUUCGCCUACUGCGUCACAAUGACUCGUGGGAAUCAAAGAGAGAAGGAUCGUGAAAGAGCUAAUGCUCGAGCUGGUGGCAAAGCUAAGGGUAAAGAUGAUGGUUUGACCCCUGAACAGCGCCGUGAGAGAGAUGCAAAAGCGCUUCAGGAAAAACUGGCGAAGAAGGCAGCUGGGGGGAGUGGUGAUGCUGGAGGUAAAAGCACCAAGAAAUGAUGGAACUAUUUGGCUUUCAUGAAUCAUAUGAAUCUUUUGUUGGAUUCUUUACUGAGAGUAAAUUAAAGACAGAAGUGUCUCAUGUGUUUGAUCUAUGUGUUACUUCAGUGUAUGUUUUAAUUCAGUUGGUCAUCUGAACAUGAUUGCUCUGUUUUAAGAGAUAUAUUUGGUAUCAUGUGGUUAUUUCGAAGAUCGAUAAUUACUUAA
Daucus carota subsp. sativus is the source of this 555-nucleotide messenger RNA. RefSeq lists its product as uncharacterized. The record is from RefSeq and is a predicted model, not a curated record. NCBI's taxonomy places the organism in Eukaryota, Viridiplantae, Streptophyta, Magnoliopsida, Apiales, Apiaceae. The transcript is spliced from 3 exons. The coding region runs from base 154 to 348 and encodes 64 amino acids.